This is a messenger RNA of Camellia sinensis, 594 nucleotides long. RefSeq names its product transcriptional regulator TAC1-like. NCBI's taxonomy places the organism in Eukaryota, Viridiplantae, Streptophyta, Magnoliopsida, Ericales, Theaceae. The record is from RefSeq and is a predicted model, not a curated record.
AUGGAGACUGAUCCACCACAACCCCCAGAAAAUUCGGACCAGGCACAGGCAGUAGUCAGCACCACAACAGAUGAUCAGCAACAGGGUCCAAGACAAGCUCAAGCUAGGUCAUAUGAGUGCACGUUUUGCAAGAGAGGGUUCUCUAAUGCUCAAGCACUUGGAGGACACAUGAAUAUCCAUAGGAAAGACAAAGCCAAGCUCAAACAAGCCUCAAAUUAUCAAAGUUCUAAAACUCAACCUUUGUAUUCUCCAAAUCCAGUUCCUCCAAAUCCAAUCCAGAUAUCAGAAUUCAAGUCAUCAAGUGGUGAAGAGAAUAGGUCAAGGAAGUGGCCUGGGAUUUUUUCUACAGAUCAAGGUACUACUGAUCAUCAUCAUGCAACUUCAAGGGAUGAUCAUGAAACCCAUUUGGGAGGAGGACAGCUGAGGCAGCUUCCAUUGUUUGCUGAAACCGUGUCGUGGAGCGAAAAUCGUGACCAUAAGGGUUUGUCAUCAAGCCAUGAAUUGGGGCCAGAGGUGGAUCUUGAGCUUAGGUUGGGUCAUGAGCCUCAACAAGACUCAUCGACAGCAGGGACGGGUAUAAAGAAGUUCUUUUAA